AUGGAGGCGAUAUUCUCUUCGAUUCCUGGCUCCCUGAAACCGGCGAAGUGGUUCAGCUCGAUCACGCUGAAACAGGGCGUGGAGAAGAUGUUGAUGCACUACAUUCCCGAAGUGAAGCGCGUGCUGAACAAGGGAGACGAAGAGCUUCCGCUAGAGGAGCGAGAACGGCAGUCGAACGCAGAGCGAAAGGAGAUGGAGUAUCUGGACAAUUUCAAUAAGGAAUUGGAUCGAAUGAUCGCCGAAGAGAAGGCGCGAAUCAAAGAGGAGGCGAAGAAGAAGCUCGAGAAGUUAUAAGAACAACACAUCGUGCUCAAAA
Blastocystis hominis is the source of this 316-nucleotide messenger RNA. RefSeq lists its product as hypothetical. The record is from RefSeq and is a predicted model, not a curated record. Lineage: Eukaryota; Bigyra; Opalinata; Blastocystidae. The coding region runs from base 1 to 294 and encodes 97 amino acids. The transcript is spliced from 2 exons.